Molecule: messenger RNA, 7682 nt
Organism: Talpa occidentalis (Iberian mole)
Lineage: Eukaryota; Metazoa; Chordata; Mammalia; Eulipotyphla; Talpidae
Gene: DHX57
Product: DExH-box helicase 57
Exons: 24
Coding region: 169-4329 (1386 amino acids)
Cellular component (GO): intracellular anatomical structure
Molecular function (GO): metal ion binding; protein binding; RNA binding
Source: RefSeq, a predicted model, not a curated record
GGAGCCCAGUUCUCCGAACCCGGCCAGGCGGGGGUCGGCGGCCGAGGUUGUGCACGCCCAGGCCCGGGGCUCCGGAGCUGAAUUCAAGCUCAGGGCCGGGUAAAAGGUGGAAGUGGAGGGACUCAGGCUUCGUUUCCUGCCGCUGUCUCCAUCUUGAACUGAGUGAAGAUGAGUUCUUCAGGAAGAAGAAAAGGCAAACCAGGCAAAGGAAGUGGUAAAGGGUCUUCUAGAGGAGGAAGAGGAGGCAGGAGCCACACGAGUAAAAAUCAUGGUGGCAGUGGUGGUGGCAGUGGUGGCUACAGUGGUGGUGGCAGUGGUGGCAACAGAAAGGCCUCGAGUAGAAUUUGGGAUGAUGGUGACGACUUUUGUAUCUUCAGUGAAACAAGACGCUCCUCCAGACCUAGCAACAGUGCAAGAAAAGGAGACGCACGCCCAAAGUGGAAGCCUGAAGCCAAAGUGCCCCUUCAGACUCUACAUAUGACUUCUGAGAACCAAGAGAAAGUGAAAGCUCUUCUUCGUGACCUGCAAGAACAAGAUGCAGAUGCUGGAUCUGAAAGAGGCAUUUCUGGGGAGGAAGAAGAUGAUGAGCCCGAUUGUGAUGAAGAGCAGUACUGGUCAGCUGGACGAGAAGCUUCCCUGGUUCCUGACUGUGAUCCUUUAGAAUAUGCUGGCUCGAGUCUAGUAGAGCCUCGUAACACAGAAUUUACAGUCUCAACAUUUGCAGUGCAAAAGCUUUCCAGGUAUGGUUUUAACACUGAGCGCUGUCAAGCAGUCCUGAGAAUUUGUGAUGGUGAUGUGGGGGCAUCACUAGAACAUCUCCUCACCCAGUGUUUUUCAGAGACAUUUGGAGACAGGAUGAAAAUCUCUGAGGCAGUUGCCCGCAUCAGCUUGGAUGAGUGUCUGGAACAGCGACAAGAAGAAGCAUUCGCUCUAAAGUCAAUCUGUGGAGAAAAAUUUAUAGAAAGAAUUCAGAACAGAGUCUGGACCAUUGGAUUAGAACUGGAGUAUUUGACGAGUAAAUUCUGCAAAUCCAAGCAAAAGGAAAGUACCAAAAAUAUACAACAGACUUCACUAGAUGUCUGUAAAUUUUACCUCAAAGGAAAUUGUAAAUUUGGAUCAAAAUGCAAAUUCAAACAUGAAGUGCCCCCAAAUCAGAUUGUGGGAAGAGCAGAAAGAAAUGUAGAUGAUUCUCAUCUUAAUGCCAACGAAGAUGCAUCUUUUUUAUAUGAACUUGAAAUUCGAUUUUCUAAAGACCACAAGUACCCCUACCAAGCACCCCUUGUGGCAUUUUAUUCCACCAAUGAGAAUCUACCUCUGGCUUGUCGUUUACAUAUUUCUGAGUUCCUUUACGGCAAGGCCUUGACAUUUGCAGAAACUUCGGAACCAGUUGUAUAUUCUUUGAUAACCCUUUUAGAGGAAGAAUCAGAAAUAGUCAAAUUACUAACAAAUACCCCUCACAAGUACAGUGUCCCUCCUGUGAACUUUCUGCCAGUAUCCUCUGGGACCAGAAUAAGCAAUCCAGUCUGUCGCAAACCAAUGAUUCCAAAUCAUUCUUUUGUGUCAAAUCAAACUCCAGAAGUUGAAAAGGAAUCAGAACCUGAGGAGACAGAUGAGGAUGAAGGUCCUGCCCCAGUUAUAGUGGAGAAUGAGAGCUAUGUGAACCUUAAGAAAAAGAUUUCUAAAAGAUAUGACUGGCAAGCAAAAUCAGUCCAUGCUGAAAACACUAAAAUCUGCAAGCAGUUCCGAAUAAAGCAGGCUUCCAGACAAUUCCAGUCAAUUCUGCAAGAAAGACAGUCACUCCCUGCUUGGGAAGAAAGAGAAACCAUUCUUAAAUUGUUGAGCAAGCACCAAGUGCUUGUUAUAAGUGGUAUGACUGGAUGUGGAAAAACCACACAGAUUCCUCAGUUUAUUCUGGAUGAUUCUCUGAACGGACCACCAGAGAAGGUGGCUAACAUCAUCUGUACACAACCCCGACGAAUUUCUGCAAUCUCUGUGGCUGAACGUGUUGCUAAAGAGAGAGCAGAAAGGGUGGGUCUUACUGUGGGAUACCAGAUCCGGUUAGAAAGUGUCAAGUCCUCAGCCACCAGACUCUUAUACUGCACCACAGGAGUGCUGCUGCGGAGGCUGGAAGGAGACACAGCUCUGCAGGGAGUCACCCACAUCAUUAUUGAUGAAGUUCAUGAGAGGACGGAGGAAAGUGACUUCUUGCUUCUGGUUUUGAAGGACAUUGUGAUACAGAAGCCAAAUCUUCAAGUUAUUCUAAUGAGUGCAACUUUAAAUGCUGAGCUCUUUUCAGAAUACUUCAAUUUCUGUCCAAUUAUUACUAUACCAGGUCGUACAUUUCCUGUUGAUCAGUUUUUUCUGGAAGAUGCAAUUGCUGUUACAAGAUACGUGUUACAGGAUGGGAGCCCAUACAUGCGCUCCAUGAAACAGAUGUCAAAGGAGAAGCUCAAAGCAAGGCGCAACAGAACAGCUUUUGAAGAAGUAGAGGAAGACCUGAGGCUCUCCCUUCACCUCCAGGAUCAGGAUUCUGUCAAAGAUGCCGUGCCAGAUCAACAGUUAGAUUUUAAGCAGCUCCUGGCCCGCUAUAAAGGGGUCAGCAAGUCAGUCAUCAAAACAAUGUCUGUCAUGGAUUUUGAAAAGGUUAAUCUUGAAUUAAUAGAGGCCUUAUUAGAGUGGAUUGUGGAUGGAAAACACUCCUACCCUCCAGGUGCUAUACUUGUAUUUUUACCAGGACUAGCAGAAAUCAAAAUGCUUUAUGAACAACUACAGUCUAAUUCUCUUUUCAACAACAGACGUAGUAACAGAUGUGUCGUUCACCCACUUCAUUCGUCUUUAUCCAGUGAAGAGCAGCAGGCAGUGUUUGUAAAACCUCCUGUAGGAGUAACUAAGAUUAUAAUUUCCACCAACAUUGCUGAGACAUCAAUAACCAUUGAUGAUGUUGUCUACGUCAUCGAUUCUGGGAAAAUGAAAGAAAAAAGAUAUGAUGCCAGCAAAGGGAUGGAAAGUCUAGAGGAUACUUUUGUCUCUCAAGCCAAUGCUUUGCAAAGAAAAGGUCGAGCAGGCCGUGUUGCGUCUGGGGUCUGCUUCCAUUUGUUCACUAGUCAUCACUUCAAUCACCAGCUUUUAAAGCAGCAGCUACCAGAAAUUCAAAGAGUGCCACUGGAACAGCUGUGUCUAAGAAUUAAAAUAUUAGAGAUGUUUAACACUCAUAAUCUCCAAUCUGUGUUCUCUCGGCUCAUUGAACCUCCACACUCUGAUUCUCUCCGUGCCUCAAAAAUACGGUUACGAGACUUGGGAGCAUUAACUUCAGAUGAAAAGCUAACCCCUCUGGGGUAUCACUUGGCCUCUCUGCCCGUGGAUGUGAGAAUUGGCAAACUGAUGCUGUUUGGGUCUAUCUUCCGCUGUUUGGACCCUGCUCUCACUAUUGCUGCCAGUUUGGCCUUCAAGUCUCCUUUUGUAUCUCCCUGGGAUAAAAAAGAGGAAGCGAACCAGAAAAAGCUAGAAUUUGCAUUUGCAAACAGUGAUUAUCUGGCCCUUCUACGAGCCUAUAAGGGAUGGCAGCUGAGUACAAGAGAAGGCAUGCGUGCAAGUUAUAAUUACUGUAGACAGAACUUCUUGUCAGGAAGAGUUCUUCAGGAAAUGGCCAGCCUUAAACGACAAUUCACUGAACUGUUGUCUGACAUCGGGUUUGUAAAAGAGGGACUCAGAGCAAGGGAAAUUGAGAAAAGGGCCCAAGGAGGAGACGGGAUCUUGGAUGCCACAGGAGAGGAGGCAAACUCAAAUGCUGAGAAUCCCAAGCUGAUAUCAGCGAUGCUGUGUGCUGCUCUGUAUCCUAAUGUAGUGCAGGUGAAAAGCCCAGAAGGGAAAUUUCAGAAAACCAGUACUGGAGCUGUCAGAAUGCAGCCAAAAUCAGAUGAAUUGAAGUUUGUCACCAAGAACGAUGGAUACGUGCACAUUCACCCUUCAUCAGUGAACUAUCAGGUCAGACACUAUGACAGCCCCUACCUAGUGUACCACGAGAAGAUCAAAACUAGUCGGGUGUUCAUCCGAGACUGCAGCAUGGUGUCUGUUUACCCACUGGUCUUGUUUGGUGGAGGCCAAGUGAAUGUGCAGCUUCAAAGGGGAGAGUUUGUUGUAUCUUUGGAUGAUGGUUGGAUCCGUUUUGCAGCCGCUUCCCAUCAGGUGGCUGAAUUAGUAAAGGAACUUCGCUGCGAACUUGACCAGCUUCUCCAGGACAAGAUAAAAAAUCCGAGCAUAGAUCUGUGUACCUGUCCUCGGGGAUCCCGGAUCAUCAGCACAAUUGUGAAACUUGUCACCACACAAUAAAGAGCAGUCUCAGGAGAGUACCUGCCACUCGCCCACUUCUUGCUGACCUGGGAGAUCACAACAGGACCCCUACCUCCGACUGCAGCUCUGUGCUGCUGCUGGCCCUGCUGAGCCAGUCAGGUCUUCACUGCUGUGUCAACUGACACCACAUACCUUUAGGGAAAUUUCCAGAAUAAGUAUUUCUUAGAAAGAGGGGCAGACCUAGCACAAUUUGGAAUGUCAAUAUGAGACCAUCUGAAACCAGCUUGCCUGUCACUGCAACUAUCUGGGAAGGCAUGAAAUUCACCUGAUAACAUAAAAGUGAGUGUUUAAUAUAACUCUGUUUUAAUCUAUGUAUUAUCUUCUGCUUUUUACUGGGAUGAAAAAGGAAUAUGAGGGGAAAUGCCAAUUUUUUUUCUGUCAUAAAGGCUCAACUCAGAGUCAGAAGGGGGAAUCGAAACAAAUCAUGUGAGCAAAAACUAAAUUAAAAUAUCAUUUUAGGCUAUUGACUACUGAGUAAACUUGAUUUAUGAGGUAUUUUUAUCUUAACUCAUUAAAUGUCAGCCUAAAUAACCAAAUUUAAUGUGCUCUUAUUGGGUAUUAAAAUAUGAAUCAGUUUUAUUGGCAACAUUCUUAUUCUUAAAAGCAGAAUAUAUGUUCUGCUGGGUGCCUUCAUUCUCUUUAGGUUUUCCUUUUAGGAAUCUUUAUGAUCUCACCCAGACCUAAUGGCCACAUUUCACAGUGCCCGAAGAGGAAUUCAAAUGGUGCUCUCAGCACAGGGUUGGCACAGUUGAGAUAAAAAAGGCCAUACUAGUGCCAGAUUUACAAGUAUAAAAAGCCUUCCACGAGACUGCUUACUUCCAACCACUACUUAGAUUAUGGGGCAAUAAAAAAAUAUGAAUACACUUACAUCCCCCUGAAUAUUUAUCAGUGUGCCCAGGAAGACUCCCAUAGAGUGGGUGUUCAUCUAGCCCUCAGGUAGUCACCCCAGGUUUCAUACUAUAGGUAGAAUUCAGACUAGUCAAUAAAGCCACCACAUAAAAGGUGUUCUCUUUUCAAGUAUUAUUUUAGUUAGGUUUUCAGGAAACCUAGACCAAAAUUAUCAAGUGUGUUUAAGCUUGAGUGCACUUGAAUCCCUUAGACUAAGCAGUAUUUUUAAAAGGUAUUAAUUCAUAUCAUCACUUUAAAUGAAAAACUCACAUAUGCAUAGCAGCUGCAGUAUCUGGGUUCUGCAAUAUCUGAGUUUUGACAUUGAAACCAAGCUGAUGCUAUAGGACUGAUUAGGCUGGAACCUUGUGAUGAAAUGGAGAAAACUGCACUAGCCCUUUUAAAAGCGGUUUUGAUUCUCAGUGCUAAGGAGGAGCUUGUGCUGCUCCGGCUCCGGCCAUCUGUCCGAGGGGACCUGUGGUUUUGCAUGUGAGCUUGCGCAGAGCAUGUGCUGGGAAGUAUUAACAACACGACUUUUCAUUCAAAAUGCUGAGAAAUUGCUCCCUCAGGCAAGCCAUUGUGGGGCAAAUACAAAUGCGCAAAUCCUAUCAUCUUACAGACGUGGCUGCAUGUGAAAAAAGGCUGGGAAAACUUGACUGAAGGCACUUAGUAAGAAAAUCCUCACACAAAUAACUUCUUAGAGUCAUCAUUAGAAUUAUGAAGUAGGGUUUAUCCCUUUGCAAUUAAAGAUCAGAAUGCAAUAUAAUAUUUCAAGAUGAAGCUAAAUUUCUAAGCCCCAACAAGAUCAUCAGUAUUUAAUGUUCAUUUUGUGGUGAAUUCUGUAAAUGGUUUCUUAAAUAUUUCACUUUUACUGGCAUCUAGCUAGAAAACAAUAUUAAUAAACUACUUGCUAUAAAAUUAGUUUUCACUACUGUUUUGUUACUCUGUUUUAAAUGGGAAGUAAUUAGAAAAUGAAAACAUCUAGACAUUUCCAUAGAGGUGGCCAUAGGUUGACAAAGCACUGGCUUUGUCUUCUUCUUCCUUGAGUUCCAGAUCUGAAUAUUUCAGCUGAAGCUCCCUGAGAGGUAAUGAACUUUGGUCUUUAUCUCGCAUUCUGUUAUCUGAGCAUUUUAAUCACAUGUUGAAGCACACAGCCUCUGGAACUGGAGGUACAUGGUAAGUGUUCUUUAUCCUUUCUGGGCUGUGGUCCGAAUAUGUCCGUAAGAGGUAAUGAUAAAAUAAGAUCUUGUGAAAAUACCUUUAAAAUAAAGCAUUCGCAUGAUUUUCAGAUGAUGUUCAGAUGUGGCCCCAGGCUGGCAGCACCCCCGCUGGUCCUGCGCUCACUGUGGUGGUCUCAGUGGGGCUAAGAGCAGGUGAGCUCAGGCUUCACACUUUGAGGGUAACUUGUGAGUGUCACUCAGUUGCCACAUAAAUAAUGGACCCCUGAGGACAGUAGAAUAUGCUCGUGCUGCAAUUAUUAUGCUUGCAUAAGUCUAAACAGAGGCUGGCUCUUUCCUCCUAAAUCACACUGAAAUUAAGCAUAAUUCCUAGGGCUUCUAUUCUCUCAAAUUGAAGAGGAAAGCUCCCUUAAAAUAUUUAGCCAGUUAAUAACUACAAAGUGAGCCUUUGUUUUCAGAAGUUAGACCUGGGUGAUGAAACUGUGUCUGUCCUUAUUUGAGUACUCCCAGGGCAGAGCACCUCAGGGAAAAGCAUAGAAACAGUAUAUUUCGCCACAGCAUGUUUCAGACUGUUUUAGAAGAACAGGCUUUUCCCAAGUCUUAUAGCCUCAUAAAUGUAUGACUAUGCAAGGAAUGUGUACUCCUGGCAUCUAGUGGUUAGAAGCCAGGGGUGCUCCAAAGUAUCCUACAAUGCACAGUCCAUCAUCCCUAGUGCCAAGGUAGUGAAAACUGUGUAAAGAAAAUGAGAUGGGGCCUACCUGGUGGCACAGCAGGUUGAGCACAGCGCUGUGAAGCUGUCCACAGCCUCUGCAGCAUGGGUUCGAUUCCCAGCCAGCCAGGGAGAACACCACAUGGCGUGGCAGACCUCUCCUGUCACACCCACUGCUCCUCUCAGCAGUGCUUUCGGUCCAUCUGCCUGUUUUGCUCCCCACUCUGUCUCUGGUGAAUCCUCUCGUCCUCCUGCACUUCUGGCCUACACCCCAGCCAUUGUAUAAAUAAAAAAUAAAUCUUAAAAAAGGAAAGAAAAUGAGAUGUGCCUCCUCAUAAAGUCUAGCUACUACUUACAGAUUAUGCCCAUAGUUGACUUAGAAAAUGUAAAUAUAUUUGGACUAAUAAAAGUGACAUCUCUGCCAAAGGAACUGUAAUAUAAACACUGUGUGAAUAAGAGUUUAUGAUAACAAAAUUAUAUAUACAAAUGGGGAAGACCAGGCACAGAUGGGUAUGGAUACCUUUACUUUAAAAACAUUUUUCAAAAAUGUUUAAAAUUUU